CACAAUCUUAUCAGCAGUCCAAAGUGAAAUCUCAAUCCUCAAUCAUUCUCAAUUAGAUUGAGUAAAUGAGUCUGAAUUUUUGUGUUUUUAAGGUCUUUUUCGUGGGUUUAAUUCUUGCCGAUUUACAUAUUUCGUGAUAGUUAGUAUUAUAAAUUAAGUGGGUUAAGUUUUGAUCAGGGUCGAAAACUUUUCCUGAUGGCUUUCGUGCGAAUUAAAAGGCGACGGGAUGAAAACCCUGCGGAAGCUCUUCUCAUCGCUACUAAAAGACUAAAGACUUCAAAAGAAGAAGACAAAGCGUCAAUUUUUGAAUUCACGGCCACCCUAGACUGUGAUGAAGAAGAGGUCAUAUCUUAUUUGAACAAAGCUCGCAAAUUAGAGUCUGUCAAAUCGAGUUUCAAGAAGAGAAGUAAACCCAACGUAACUGAGGAUUUUAUCAAAGAACAUGAAACGAAAGUAAAAGACAACAGACUUCAGGUUAUCAAUUGUUUUCGAGCUUUACAGGAUAAUAAGAAUGAAAAACCUGUAACAGUGGUAGAUGUUGUAUCAGACUCAUCUAAAGAGACUGAAAACACUAAUUAUGUGUAUGAUAUUUAUCAACAAACGAACAAUGAAGAUGUUGAUGAUAUGCUAAUGGAACGAAUGUACAGUGUUUUUGCAAUAGACUUAUGUGGAGAGAAUGAUGAUGAGGAUGGCUCGGAGGAAUUUUUCGACUGUUCUGAUGACUCAAAUGACGAGAAUAACUGGCGAAACGACUACCCAGAUGAGGAAUCAACUUCAUCGGAAGCCAGUAGUGAUGGUUAUAAAGAAGAUCAUAGUAUUAAUGAAGAGGAUAUGGUUCGAGCCAUGAAUAACAUGGAUUUUUACGACUUAUCAUCAGAUGAUGAAGAAGAAAAAGAAUCUGCUUCUGAUUAUUGUGAUACAACCUCUGAUCAUUCAGAUUUAUCGCUGGAAGAAUUUGACGAUCCAGUUGGUUCUGAUGACUUUUAAUUUUGAUUAAUCCAAGAUCAGAAUUCCAUUGUACAUAUUAAUAAGCCCUCCUAAGCCAUGUUAAAUUGUGUUCUCACAGUUCAUUAGAUAGCUAUUUUUUUCUUCUUUUUUUUUCAAGUAAAUUUAAGAGAAAUAUAAAAUCCCUCAUAAGAGGAAGAGGUACAAAUGCUUUCGGACUUCUUCACAGACCAGUGAGGUAUUCCUCCGAAAAAGAAGGACAGAACCAGGCAGAAUGCCAUCACAGGUUUCUUUAUCACUUAACAUCAUAAGGUGCGAUAAUUUUUGCACUUAGUUAUGUCAUGGUAAUACUCUUUACAUAUUCUGGAUAAAUACUCUGUCUGGCAGACAUGAGAUCCAUUGUAGUCAGUAAAAUGUGAAGCCAACUUUAUGUUAAAAUAAAUAACUCUAUAACUCA
Bemisia tabaci is the source of this 1402-nucleotide messenger RNA. RefSeq names its product female sterile (2) ltoPP43 (gene fs(2)ltoPP43). The record is from RefSeq and is a predicted model, not a curated record. Gene Ontology annotation, biological process: developmental process. NCBI's taxonomy places the organism in Eukaryota, Metazoa, Arthropoda, Insecta, Hemiptera, Aleyrodidae.